Molecule: messenger RNA, 876 nt
Organism: Kuraishia capsulata CBS 1993
Lineage: Eukaryota; Fungi; Ascomycota; Pichiomycetes; Pichiales; Pichiaceae
Exons: 1
Coding region: 1-876 (291 amino acids)
Source: RefSeq, a predicted model, not a curated record
AUGCGAAAAUCUGAAGCUGAUAUGAUCCCGGAGCAGACACCGUGGCAGCUAAAUCAGCAGGCCAUCAUUGGUCUGUAUGAGUCCUGUUUCCACGACAAGUUUGAGGAUCUGGAAAGGCUAAAUCAGGACGUUCAAACGGUAAAAGGCCAUCUAUAUGAAAGGGAAUAUAUACAGGCAUUUGAUGCUGCCUACAAACGCGAAGCAUAUGUUCUGCGGUGGUCACCUUCGCGAUCGCUUGCAUAUGCCUCAUUGUUCUGUUAUCUCGAUGAUGUGAGACAAGUCCUGGUGAAUGAACCAGCCACCAAAGUUCUUGCCAUUGGUGGUGGUGCUGGUGGCGAGUUGGUGGCUCUAGGAAGUGUUUUCUCACAAAACGAUCAGAAUCACCAAUGGGACGUGACUCUGAUGGACAUCAGUAAUUGGAGCGACACAGUAGCGAGACUGACUCAUUCUGUCCACCGCGAACUUUGUCUGAAGCCUGAAAAUCUGCGGGUUGAUUUCAAGCUCGGUGACGUGCUUGAUCCAAAAAUGGGGCUGGGCUUGGCUGAAGUCAACCUGAUCACGCUCAUGUUCACUACCAACGAAUUGUUUAAGGAGAAUAAAAUAGGCUCGGUCAAUCUUUUGCACAGACUGAAUCGGGAAUGCAAAAAAGGCGCUCUUUUGCUGAUUGUCGAGAGCGCAGGUUCGUAUUCCAACAUUGAUAUCGGCAAGAAGACCUUCCCGGUGACGUUUCUUGUGGAUAUGGUGUUGUGUGAGAAGGGCCCAUGGACGAGUGUUACCGAGGAAGACAGUAUCUGGUUCAGAUGUCAUCGCCAUUGGCAAUAUAAGUUCAACUUGGAGAACAUGAGAGUGCUUUACAGGUUGUACAGACACGAGUGA